Molecule: messenger RNA, 2898 nt
Organism: Neltuma alba
Lineage: Eukaryota; Viridiplantae; Streptophyta; Magnoliopsida; Fabales; Fabaceae
Product: cytochrome P450 71D10-like
Exons: 6
Coding region: 1-2898 (965 amino acids)
Molecular function (GO): monooxygenase activity; heme binding; oxidoreductase activity, acting on paired donors, with incorporation or reduction of molecular oxygen
Source: RefSeq, a predicted model, not a curated record
AUGGAGAUGCAGAACCCAUAUUCAAUCAUCUUCAUCUUCUUCUGCUUCUUCUUUGUGAUCCGCAAGCUAUCUUCUUCCAGGAAACCCACCAGAAACCUACCUCCAGGGCCAUGGAAAUUACCCCUUAUAGGAAACCUACACCAACUUGCCGGCUCACUUCCCCAUCGUUCUCUCACAAAUCUUGCAAACAAGUACGGACCAUUCAUGCAUCUCCAACUAGGACAACUUUCUCAUAUCAUAGUAUCUUCACCAGAAUAUGCCAAAGAAAUAAUGAAGACACAUGAUCAGAUCUUUGCAAAUAGGCCCAAAAAUCUUGCCUCUGAUAUCUUGACCUAUAAGUGCACAGACAUCAUCUUUUCCCCAUAUGGAAACUACUGGAGGCAGCUGCGAAAGAUUUGUCUGUUGGAGCUUUUCUCUAAAAGAAGGGUUCAAUCAUUCAAAAAAAUAAGGGAAGAAGAGGUGUUGGCACUUGUGAGGAAUGUCUCUAAACAUGAAGGUUCUGUCAUGAACCUUAGUGUAAAAAUCUACGCAUUCAUGAAUUAUGUAGUCGUCAGAGCGGCGUGUGGCAAAAAGACAGAGAACGUAGAACAUCUACCGCAAAUAAUGGAGCAAUCAAUAAAGGCUGGUUCUGGGUUAUCCAUUGAUGAUUUCUAUCCUUCGUUGAAAUUUAUUAGUGUCAUCACUGGGAUGAGAGCUCGAGUUAUGAAGUUGCACAAAGAUUGUGAUGAAGUGCUUGAUGAAAUCAUUAGAGAACACAAAGAAAAGAAAGGCAAUAAUUUUGGAGAGGUCGAGGAUGAUCUAGUUGAUGUUCUUCUCAAGAUUCAAGCGGAGGAUGACUUUGAGAUCCACUUAUCCCUUGACAACAUUAAGGCUGUUCUUAAAGUUCGAUGUUUUCUUUGCUGGGACCGGACAUCAGCAGCUACAAUUGAACGGGUAAUGUCAGAAUUACAGAAAAACCCAGAGGCAAUGAAAGAGGCACAAGCAGAGGUAAGAAGAAUCUGUGGAGGCAAAGGAUUUGUCGAUGAAUCAGAACUUCAUCAAUUAAAAUAUUUAGGUGCUGUUAUCAAAGGAAGCUUCAGACUGCAUCCACCUGGGGCAUUGUUGGUUCCCAGAGAGAAUAGUAAUAGUUGUAAAAUCAAUGGAUAUGAGAUACCUCCAAGAACAAGGAUUAUUAUUAAUGCUUGGGCUAUUGGAAGAGAUCACAAGAUUUGGAAUGAACCAGAGAGAUUUGAACCUAAAAGGUUUCUUGAUACAAUGGUUGAUUACAAUUUCAAUGGUUCAAAUUUUGAGUUCAUCCCAUUUGGCGCGGGAAGACGAAUAUGUCCUGGAAUUACAUUUGCUAUACCCACUCUAGAAUUGUUACUUUCCAAUUUACUUUACCAUUUUGAUUGGAAACUCCCCAGUAGAUUGAAGCCUGAGGAAAUGGACAUGGAUGAGUCAUUUGGAGCUGCGCUAUCUUCUUCAAAGAAACCCUCCAAAAACCUACCAGCAGGUCCGUGGAAAUUACCACUCAUCGGAAACCUACACCAACUUGCUGGCUCACUACCCCAUCCUUCUCUCACAAAUCUCGCAAACAAGUACGGCCCCUUCAUGCACCUUCAAUUUGGACAGGUUUCUCAUAUCAUAGUGUCUUCACCAGAAUAUGCCAAAGAAAUAAUGAAGACCCAUGAUCAAAUCUUUGCAAAUAGGCCCAAAAAUCUUGCCUCUGAUCUUUUGACCUACAGUAGCAUAGACAUCAUUUUUUCCUCUUAUGGAAACUAUUGGAGGCAACUUCGAAAGAUUUGUCUCUUGGAGCUUUUCUCCAAACGAAGGGUUCAAUCAUUCAAGGACAUAAGGGAAGAGGAAGUAUUAGCACUUGUGAGGGAUAUCUCUGAACAUGAAGGUUCUGUCAUGAAUCUUAGUGGAAAAAUCUACGCAUUCAUGAAUUAUGUAGUUGUGAGAGCGGCUUGUGGAAAAAAGACAAAGAAUGUAGAACACUUGCUGCAAACAAUGGAAGAAUCAAUAAUGCUAGGCUCUGGGUUAUCCAUUGAUGAUUUCUAUCCUUCGCUGAAAUUUAUUAGCGUCAUCACUGGGAUGAGAGAUCGAACUAUGAAGUUGCACAAAGAUCGUGAUGGAGUGUUUGAUGAAAUCAUUAGAGAACACAAAGAAAAGAAAGGAAAUAAUUUCGGAGAAGUCCGAGAUGAUCUAGUUGAUGUUCUUCUCAAGAUUCAAGAGGACAAUGACCUUGAGAUCCAGUUAUCUUUUGACAACAUUAAAGCUGUUCUUAAAGAUGUUUUCUUUGCUGGAACUGAAGCAACAGCAACUACAGCAGAGUGGGCUGUGUCAGAAUUACUCAAAAACCCAAAGGCAAUGAAAGAGGCACAAGCAGAGGUAAGAAGAGUUUAUGGAGGCAAGGAAUUUAUAGACGAAUCAGAACUUCAUCAACUAAAAUAUUUACAUACUAUUAUCAAUGAAACCUUGAGGCUGCAUCCACCCGCGGCACUAUUGAUUCCAAGGGAGAAUAGUGAGAGUUGUGAAAUCAAUGGAUAUAAGAUACCUCGUGGGACAAGGGUUAUUAUUAAUGCCUGGGCCAUCGGCAGAGAUCCCAAAAUUUGGAAUGAACCAGAGAGAUUUGAACCAAAGCGGUUCAUUGAUACAAUGGUAGAUUACAACUUCAACGGUUCAAACUUUGAGUACAUACCAUUUGGUACUGGAAGAAUGUGUCCUGGAAUCACUUUUGCGGCACCUGUUCUAGAAUUGUUGCUUUCCAAUUUGCUUUACCACUUUGAUUGGAAACUUCCGAAGGAGAUGAAACCUGAGGAAUCGGCGAUGGAUGAGUCAUUUGGGGUCACAGUUAGAAGGAAAAACAAUCUGAAUAUAGUCCCUAUUAGCUUUUCCUCUAAUAAGGGUUAUAUGUGA